Molecule: messenger RNA, 2292 nt
Organism: Fusarium oxysporum Fo47
Lineage: Eukaryota; Fungi; Ascomycota; Sordariomycetes; Hypocreales; Nectriaceae
Product: pyridoxal phosphate-dependent transferase
Exons: 1
Coding region: 1-2292 (763 amino acids)
Biological process (GO): carboxylic acid metabolic process
Cellular component (GO): cytoplasm
Molecular function (GO): carboxy-lyase activity; pyridoxal phosphate binding; nucleotidyltransferase activity
Source: RefSeq, a predicted model, not a curated record
AUGAUGGGCAAGUUAGCGCUUUUCAAGGAUGCUCUGAGUACUUUCUGCAGCACCGAAUUUAUAUCGGAUGAAAAGUACUUUGUCGUCAUCUAUGGAUCCUAUGCCUAUGGCGUGGCUACGCCGAAAUCCGAUGUGGACAUCAUGUUUGUUGCUGACUGUGUUGAUGACGGACGUAUGCAGCGUUGUAUAGAUCUUGUCAAAGAGCUGCAUGUGCAGCACGGCCUACCUCUGGAUACCGAGCUGAAGUACGAACACAAGGUCUUGAUCCCAACAAGCUUCAUGAAAGAGGCUAUCAGCGGCGCAGGCUUCAUGGAUGCUGAUGGGGCAUUUCACAUUCCAGUCAUCCAGAAAACCCAUCAGUGCUUGGAAUCCGUCGCGCUGCGGCAACGCUUCUUGCUGGGGCUGAUGGCCCACAAGCAUGUCUUCAUCACAGGCGACGAGGUCUGGUAUACAGCGACACGCCAGGCAGCACAGUGCAAUUUAGUGACGGCCGUUGCCGCCGCGCGCGGCGUGAAGAGCGUGACGCCGGCGAUACUCAAGAAUCUCCUGCUGCGCAAUGGUGACGAUAUCGGGGAUUUCUACCUGGGGUUCAAGGAUACGCCCACACACCAUGCCUAUCUCGAUGCGCUAUGCCCGCAGAUCUGUGCACGCCUUGCUGCUUCAAACAACUCCACCGAUUUACCUCGGGAUGACGUUGUGAAUCUUUAUAUAGCCGAAACGAACAUAGAUGUGGCUGCACCAGACUUGGACGAACUGAUUCAGCGCGAAUUUGUGACGCAAGAGAAUACCAACGAGGUUUUGGAAAAACUCACCGACGUCUUAAGAGCCGGUCUCAACUUCAAGGCGUGUGACAGGGUGAUUGAACACCUGCCGCAAGACACCUUGAAAGAUAAAAUCUUCCAGCCUAUUCCGCUGGUGGGGCAGAAUUUCGAAGACACGAUGCGCGAAUUCAAAGACAAUGUCAUGCGAUAUUCGACUAAUUUCGGGUCGAAAAACUUCAUGGCGUUCCCAGAUUGUGGCAACUCAGUCGCCGCGCUGGCUGGGGCGAUGAUGGUGAACUUCAUGAAUCAGAACCUCAUCAACUCCAAGCAUUGCGCGCCCACAGCAAGCAUGGUGGAAAUCAAUGUCAUCCAGUGGCUACGGGAACUGGUGGGGUACGAGGUCGAACAUGAAAUCAAGGACAUCUUUGACGCCGGCGGCAUCAUCGUGACUGGCGGCGUGCUGGCGAACACGACGGCGAUGCUGAUGGCGCGUGAGCAUGCCUUUCCGGGUACUAAGGAUAAGGGGAUAUCUUUCGAUCCUGCCUCCGUCCGCGUUAUCUUGCCCAAAUACGUCGACCACUAUAGCAUUCGCUCUAGUUUGGGGUGGCUGGGGCUGGGUGAACAGAACGUCAUCUAUGUCAAUACCCGAAAUUUCAGGAUUGAUCUGGAACACCUCGAGCGAAUUCUGGAAGAAGGCAAGGACAAAUACCGUUUCAUGGCAAUCGUGGCAUAUGCUGGCGACAGUCGUUCGAUGACGAUCGAUAAUUUUGCGGCGAUAUCCAAGAUUGCCCAACAGAAUGGUAUUUGGUUCCAUAUCGACGCCUGUCAUGGCUUACAAUACGCCUUUAGCGACACACUGAAGCCUAAAUUGGGCGAUAUUCACAAAGGUGACAGCAUAACCGUUGACCCACACAAAAUCCUGUUCCUACCCUAUAACCUAAGCGCGGUUUUGGUGAAGGAACCAGGCAGUUUAAGACAAGUUUCGGGCACGUCUGACUUGAUAAUGAAAGAAGAAUACGCCUUUGGGCAGGUGACGCCAUUCAUUGGCAGCAAGGCGUUCUGGAGCCUCAAGCUCUGGUUCAUGUGGAAGACGUUGGGUCGCCAAAAUAUCGGUCGCCUGAUUGAGCGGCGCCACAAUCUUGCUGUCUAUCUAUCCGAACGUCUGGGAGAGCGCCAAGAUUUCAUUGUGCUCAAUCGUGAGGUGAAUAUCAAUUCUGUCAUGUUCAUGUACAAACCCCCGCACGCCCAGCCCCAGCACGCGGCUUUAGACGAAUAUGUGCGGCGCCUGAACAACCUAAACAAGGAAAUUCAGGAUAAGAUGUUCUGUGAGGGCGAUUUCUACGUGCAUACAUUCUCCAUUCCUGACCUAGGCAAUGCUGCGGGCACGGGGCAAAGAAUGUUGCAGCCGCUCCGUUAUAUGUGCGGUAAUCCGCUCACAAAGGAGCAAGAUGUCGAAGAACUCAUCGGGCGCGUGUGCAAAUUGGGCCGGAGCAUCGAGGAAACCCAUUUUCCUUUAAAGCCGAAACCCUGA